Anguilla rostrata (American eel) is the source of this 1650-nucleotide messenger RNA. RefSeq names its product ADP-ribosylarginine hydrolase (gene adprh). The transcript is spliced from 8 exons. Lineage: Eukaryota; Metazoa; Chordata; Actinopteri; Anguilliformes; Anguillidae. Bases 281 to 1417 code for a protein of 378 amino acids. The record is from RefSeq and is a predicted model, not a curated record.
CAAACAUUUCAAUACCGGUAGGCGUCUUGGAGUGACAGUGGAUACGCUAGUCAGCCCAGGCUAAAAUUGGGACAGUUGGAACUGGGAACAGGCAGUUUGCUGACUAGGCGAAAAAUCCAAUAUCGCGAAUUAACUAAUCGAAAAGCCUGGAUCAUACCACCUGGAUAUCAAUAAAGACUUCUUAGUGAAAUAGUGGCUGCAUAUUUUAACUGUCCGUGAUUAAAUACAGUUAUUUACAAAUAGACAAACAAAGAAAGGGGCCGUGGUCUCUAGAAGUUUUAUGAAGCCACGCUGCCAGCUAGCGGUGUUGCCUGGGUCAGAAGUUACACUCGAGGGGAGCAGAGCAGCGAUGGACCGUUCUCACUCUCUCCAGCAUUAUAAGGCAGCCAUGUUGCUGAGUGGGGUUGGUGAUGCUUUGGGUUACCGGAACCAGUUGUGGGAGUACAACGAAUCAGGGCCAGCGAUUCAUAAGGAGCUUCAAGAGCUUGGUGGGGUUGAGAAUAUUGCUGUUGAACUUCCCGAUUGGCCGGUUAGUGAUGACACCGUUUUACACCUAGCAACUGCAGAGGCUCUUGCGACUGGAAAGGAGGGGGAAGAGCUUUUGCACGAUGUGGCGUUUCGCUACACAGAAGCAAUGAAAGACAUGGAGGGCAGGAAGCCAGGACCUUCAAGCAUUUUAGGGGUGUCCCAGUUGAGACCAGGAUGUGAAGGUGGCUACAGGGUGCCCUAUAACCCAGAGGGGACAGGUUGUGGGGCUGCCAUGAGGUCUAUGUGUAUUGGUUUGAGGUAUCCUCACCCAGACCAGCUCCAAUCUCUAGUUGCUGUUGCUGUGGAAACUGGAAGGAUGACCCACCCUCAUCCCACUGGCUUCUUGGGUGCUGUCGCAUCUGCGCUUUUCACCUCGUAUGCUGUCCAACGCCGGCCAAUCAUGAGCUGGGGGGUGGGACUGGUGAAGGAGGCCUGCCCAGUUGCAAAGAGUUUUGUUUUGUCACAGGGCUAUGCAGUGGAGGAGACAAAGAGAGACUGGGGAUACUUCACUGAGAAAUGGGAAUGGUACCUUGCUGAGAGGGGUCUCUCCUCAGGGGUGGGGCCUGUAUCCUGGCCACAUCCCUAUGGGCCAGCCGAGAGAGACCUGGCCUACAAGAGCUUUAGCCUGUCUGGGUGGGCGGGCCGCAGCGGACACGAUGCUCCUAUGAUUGCCCUGGACUCAUUGCUGGGGGCGGGGCCUGACUGGGGAGAACUCAUGAGUCGGGCAGGUUUUCAUGGAGGUGACAGCGACAGCACUGCAGUGAUUGCAUGCUGCUGCUGGGGUCUGCUCUAUGGUACUGAGGGAGUUCCUGAGUGUAACUACCGUGACCUGGAGUACAGGAACAGGCUGGAGAGCAGUGCUGAGAAACUGUAUGCACUUUCACACUGACAGAAAGGGCCUGUGGACAUAUCUAUUAAUGCACUGAGUUAAAAUUUAAUUUAAAUAAUGCACUGACUCGAAUUCCAUAGAAUUAAAGUACAGUAUUUUACUAUACAAUGAGAUUAACAAGCUUCACUGUGCCAGAUUUUAUUUACUGUUAACAGUCUAAUCAGUAAUGGUGAUAUUUGAUAUCAGACUUAAAAGUAGAAGCCACAAUAAACGUGUCCUGCCGCUUUCUGUUA